UCCACCUAUUACCCUUUGCUCAGUAGUAAUAUAACUGGGAUUUUAAGAGAGAGAGCAGAGGAAUUUGCUAUGCUGGAUGCUGUGUCUCUUUUUAUUUUAUUGGGUUUUAGUUUGCUGCAACAUGUGUGUUAAUCUGUCAGAGGUGGGAGGUCCUCAUAUUUGCAGUUUAUAAUGAACUGUUUAACAGGCUGCUGACAGUGACUGUGGGUGGAACGUCUGUGGUUUCUUUUAUAUUUUGGGAGUUUUAACCAGUUAAGUCCAAGCCUGAAGUACAGUUGUGGAAGUCUACACAAGCAGUGCGUGUGCUGUCUGCUCCAAGCUUGAGGAAGAUGUAACGACCAAAGUAGAAGAUCUGGAUUCAUGACUUAGCCCUACUUAUAUACUGCAGCUGUGAAUGGCAAAAUUAUAAGACUGGAGUGGCACAUAACUGCAGGAAAAUAAUCACUGAUGUAAAUUAGAUGCAAAGCAUUUUAUGCAAUAUGUUCCCAGGAAGACUAAAGCUGUAGAAUGCUGACAGAUCAAGACAAGGAGGAGUUCAUCACAGUGCGAGUGCAGGAUCCUAGACAACAGAAUGAAGGCUCGUGGAAUUCUUUUAUAGAUUUCAGUAUUUUGCUGCAUACAAAUAGCAAGGCAUUUACUGCAAAGAUGUCAUGUGUCCGGAGACGCUACAGUGAAUUCGACUGGCUGAAGAAAAAAUUGCAGAAGAACGCCGGCUUAGUAAAUGUGCCAGAACUCCCUGGGAAGAAUCCUUUCUACAGUUUUAGCAACAGUGAUUUCAUUGAGAAACGGAGGAAAGGGCUGCAGAAUUUCCUUGAGCAAGUUCUUCAGAAAAUGGUCCUCCUCUCAGAUAGCCACCUGCACCUCUUCCUGCAAACUCAGCUGUCAGCGACAGAGAUUGAAACGUGCGUGCAAGGCAAGACUCCUUACACAGUUACAGAUGCCAUCAUGAACUACGCAAUGUCCAGCCAACAUGGGAUUAGAAAUGCAGAAGCAACUCUUUCCCCAGCAGUUCACUUCUUCGUUGGCUGUGACUGUGAAAGUACACCAGAUUUGCUUGCAUGUGAUGAAGCAGAGAGCUGCACGCAGGAAGGACGUCAGCUAGAUGUCAUCUAUGAAAACAGCCAAACAGACGCAAUGGAUCCCAGCACAUAGGAAUACAUUUACUGCUCUAUGUUCCAGACACGUGAACAGAUGAAUGAAAUGUUGCUUUUGCUUUACUCUGGAGCUUUGCCUGAUGUGCUUUUGUACUGUCUUCCUCACAGAAACAGAAACUCAGCAAGUCAAGUUUACUGAAUAGAAGACAACAGAGCCAAGCUGAGAGAUUAGGUUUUCUAGUGGAUUUAUUCCAUUGUACAAAAACUUAUUUAAACCUAGACAGAAGUCAGUAAAAUGCAUGAGUCUUCAUUCAUAAAGAGCUAGAACGUGGCACCCUGUAUACCAAGCAGAGUCACCACUUGCCAUUUGGUUAGUGGCAUGCGCCAUUGAUAACCGAAAUAUCUAACUUCUCAGAGGUUGACAUCUUUUUUUUGUGGUACAUGUGUAUCCUUCAGUAUUUGCAUCCUGCUUAUUCUCUGCAGGGUUUCUGUUAGCUAAUGACUAGGCAGACAUUGUUUGGGCACGCCAGUUGUACUGGGAUGUUAGCAACAUUUUAAGUUCAUGGUGACCCAGCAUCAUGAACUGCUGAUUUGAUGUUUUCUUGUUUUCAUUUAGUGCAGUUUGCAGGCAUCUUUAGGAUGUUGUACAGAUUUCAAUUUAAUGUUCCUUCAACAAUGCAGCAGUUGUUACUACAUUUUCCUACAACCACAGUCUGAAGCACACAUGGAUGCAUGGAAAUAUGUGCAGCUUGCAUGAAUAUAUACACAUAUAUAUGCAGCAUAAAUGGAAAUGCACAUUAUGAACUAUUCAUGAAUGAACAGUAAUGCUUCUACUUGAGAUUAAAUUACCCAGGUUUGCUGUAAAAGCAGAUAUGUCAGGACUAUUCAUGAAAUAAGUGAAUGCAUUUAAGAGUGAAGCCAAGAUUGUAAAAAAAAAAAUCGGAUUUUUGUCACAUGUCCUUGAGGACUGCAUUGUUCAUUAUUAUAAUGUAAUACUUGAAUAAAUAGGAAUUACUGUAAGCUUUAAAAAUUGAA
Protopterus annectens (West African lungfish) is the source of this 2129-nucleotide messenger RNA. It is a transcript of the gene SNX11, whose product is annotated as sorting nexin 11. The record is from RefSeq and is a predicted model, not a curated record. Bases 508 to 1152 code for a protein of 214 amino acids. NCBI's taxonomy places the organism in Eukaryota, Metazoa, Chordata, Ceratodontiformes, Protopteridae. Gene Ontology annotation, molecular function: phosphatidylinositol binding. Gene Ontology annotation, biological process: intracellular protein transport. The transcript is spliced from 9 exons.